Molecule: messenger RNA, 2276 nt
Organism: Perognathus longimembris pacificus (Pacific pocket mouse)
Lineage: Eukaryota; Metazoa; Chordata; Mammalia; Rodentia; Heteromyidae
Product: zinc finger protein 790-like
Exons: 6
Coding region: 583-2091 (502 amino acids)
Biological process (GO): regulation of DNA-templated transcription
Source: RefSeq, a predicted model, not a curated record
CACGUGUUAAUUGUCAGUGGUCCUCACUGCAAACUCCUGCUGAAAACUGCACCACCCUUCGGAAACGCGCUUCUAUGGCUCCCAGUUUCGGGACUACAUAUCCCAGAAGCCUUCAGUCCAAGACCACUUCCUGUCUGACGCCUUCCGGUCCAAAGACUGGUGCGGAGAGACCUGGUUUCCCGGCGUUGCCACCGGUUAGCAGGGAGGGAAAAAGUCAUGGAGGCCUCAGCUGAAGCACUGUAAACACGAUGUGGGAAUCUUUGAGGCCCUCAUCCACGGAUUCGAGCAGUAUGUUGUUUUCCUUGCCGAGUGAAGUGACGUAGUCUAAACCCGGGGCCUGCGCGUGAGUCCGUCAGGUUCUUGACUUAAUGCGUGUCCGGGCGCCGGACUACAUUUCCCAGAGUGCACCGUACCUGAGGCAAUUUCCUAUCCUCUGUAAGACUUCUUUCCGCACCUUGGAGAGAGAUCACUUGAAGUCUGUGGAGGUUUGCCUUCCUUUAGGGGGUCUCAGGACGGGACUGGGGACUCUGCUUUGCGAAGAGAGAAAUCCGAAAGACCUGUUGACUGUUGGAAUUUUAAAUCAUGGCCCGUCAAGUUAUGUCUUUCAGAGAUGUGGCCAUAGAUUUCUCCCAGGAAGAGUGGGAGUGCCUAAACCCAGAGCAGAGGAACUUGUACACAGAUGUGAUGUCUGAGAACUACAGCAACCUUGUCUCAGUGGGACUUUAUAUUUAUCAACCACACGUGUUCUCCUUAUUAGAAAAUGGUCAAGACCCCUGGGUGGAUUUGAGUGAUGAGACAAGAAGACUUUACCCAGACAUUCAUCCCAUAGGGCAGACUAAGAAGUUAUUACAAAAAAAUGGCACUUCUGAAACAGAAGUGUGCCAGUGGGAAAUCCUGGAAAUUUGUAGAAACCACGGCCUUAGAGAUUUAUGUUUUAGAGGUGAUUGUACAGAAUUAAGUGAGCUUCACAGACAGCAUGAAAAUCAGCAGGAAUAUUUCAAGCCAUCCACAAUCACCUUUGAGAAGAUGUCAACUUCAAACCGGAACAAAGCUUGUAACCAGCACCAGCAACUCAAUACAGGGAAGGGACGGAAUGAAUUUAAAUGUGACAGACUCUUUACUUCUUCCUCAGACCACAGUCAACAUCAGACAGUUCACAAUGGUGUUUCCGGUCCCAAAAGAAUUCACAGCAAGGAGAAACAUCAUAAAUGUAAAGAAUGUGGGAAAGCCUUUAGUCUCAACUCUGACCUUACUCAACAUCAGCGAUCUCACACAGGAGAAAAACCCUAUGAAUGCAAACAGUGCGGGAAGGCCUAUAGCCGGAAAGCUGACCUUAUUGGCCAUCAGAGAAUUCAUACUGGUGAAAAACCUUACCAGUGUAAGGAGUGUGGGAAAGCAUUUACCCGUGGCUCCUACCUGACAGAACAUCAGAGAAUCCACACUGGUGAGAAGCCCUAUGAAUGCACUGAAUGUAGCAGGGCCUUUGUUCAGCGAGCACAUCUUACCAACCACCAGAGGAUUCACACCGGCGAGAAACCUUUUGAGUGUAAGGAGUGUGGGAAAGCUUUUACACGUGGUUCACAUCUAAGUGAACAUCAGAAAAUUCACGAUGGUGAGAAGUUGCAUGAGUGCAAAGAGUGUGGGAAAGCCUGCAUCCACAGUGUGUCUGACCAUCAGAAUGCCCAUGUUGGUCGGAAGCCCUAUGAGUGUGAGAAAUGUGGGAAAGCCUAUAUCUGGAGCUCGAACCUUGCUCGCCAUCAGCGAAGUCAUACAGGAAGGAAACCUUACGAGUGUAAGCACUGUGGGAAGACAUUCAUUUGGGCUUCAUAUCUGGCUCAACAUGAGAAAGUUCAUGAGAAGAAACUCUAUGAGUGUAAGGAGUGUGGCAAGACCUUUCUUCAUGGCUCAGACUUUAAUCGACAUCAGAAGAGUCAUAAGAGUGAGACGAGUGCAGGAAAGGAAUGUGGGAAAACCUUUGGUCAUAGGUCCGAGCUAGAUCAACAUGAGAAAAUGCAUACUGGAAAGAGACCCUAUGAAUGUGAAGAUUGGGGAAAAGCCUUUCUCUGGGGUUCACAACUUCCUCGACAUUAGAGAAUGUGUGUCAGCGGCAAGCUCUUGGUAAUGAAUGUGAGAAACCUUUUGUCUGGGACCCAAACUUACAUGACGUAGAAAAGGCUUCCUACUGAUACUGACCCCUAUCAAUGUUCACAGUUUACUGAGGGAACAAUCACAGUGCCGAAUAAACAGGCUAUGGGAGCUUCUUUCAUUAUGGAAAA